CCACCACCACCACCAUCGGCACCUUCAUCCCUCUCGCUCCUCUCUCUCUCCACAGAAAGAGAGCACAGCCCGCGACAUGCCGCGCACGCCGCCGCCGCAAGCUGGGCCCAGCAGCUCGGCGCGCAACCCGCCGCCGACGCCCGAGCAUGUGCGUGUCAUGCAGGAGAACCGGCUGCGCGCCAAGGCCCGUCUGCAAGCCCUCGCCGCUGCGCAGAACCCCGAGCUGCAGCUGAAUGCGCACGGCAAGCGUCCCGCCGGUCCUCUGCCUCUCGAGCGCGGCGCCAACGCCUCGCUGCGUGCCGACGUGCCCGCCUCGACGCGCAACGCCAAUCUGCCCGACGAGCAGACGCGCGUCUCGCCCUCAAAGCCUGCGGUGAGGGAUGAUGCGCCGCUGCCGCGCGACAAGAGCCUGGGCAACUACAUCGAGUACGACCUCAGUCGGCUGCACAAUUCGAAGGGUGGCUUCUUGGUGGAGGAGGAUGAAGGGUCGAAUCAGACGGCGGAAGAGAGAGCGAGGGCGAGGGAGAGGGAGCUGGAACGCAUGAGGGAUCAGAUGGAGCCUGGCGUGACGCUGGAUCCCUCGAAGCGCGAAGUGUGCGUCGAGUGCGCCUCGCGCGAGCUCGACGACCAGCUGCGCCGCGUCUUUGGCAUCUUUGUGUGCCGCGCCUGCACAAAGAAGGUGCCGGAGAAGUACAGCCUGCUCACAAAGACGGAGGUCAAGCAGGACUACCUGCUCACUGACGCCGAGCUGCGCGAUCCCGAGCUGCUGCCGCACCUGCUCAAGGCCAAUCCGCACAAGGCGACGUACUCCAACAUGAUGCUCUUCCUGCGCAGCCAAGUCGAGGCGUACGCGUUCAGCGCGGCAAAGUGGGGCUCCGAGGAGGGCCUCGACGCCGAGUUUGAUCGGCGCGAAGAUGAGAAGGCCAAGAAGCGCGGCAAGAAGUUUGCCGCGGGCCUCAAGGAGCUCAGGCGACGCACGAUGAACAACGUCUGGCAGCAGCGCAAGGACGAGGAACAUGUGCAUGUCUGGCAAGAGAGCGCAGAGGGCGACAGCCAGACGUGCGAGUGCGGCGCCGUCAUCGACGUCGAGGUGUUCUGACGUGAUCACCCAGUGCUGCCCCCCUUCUCGGCUACCUUCUCUGCGCUACCCACAUCCCCACGCUGUAUUCUACGAUCUAGCAAAGCAUCCAUUCGUCACGCCGUG
Tilletiopsis washingtonensis is the source of this 1204-nucleotide messenger RNA. Its product is annotated as DNA repair protein. The transcript has 6 exons. Gene Ontology annotation, biological process: nucleotide-excision repair, DNA damage recognition; UV-damage excision repair; nucleotide-excision repair involved in interstrand cross-link repair. The record is from RefSeq and is a predicted model, not a curated record. Gene Ontology annotation, molecular function: damaged DNA binding. Gene Ontology annotation, cellular component: nucleotide-excision repair factor 1 complex. The coding region runs from base 77 to 1099 and encodes 340 amino acids. NCBI's taxonomy places the organism in Eukaryota, Fungi, Basidiomycota, Exobasidiomycetes, Entylomatales.